Durio zibethinus is the source of this 2090-nucleotide messenger RNA. RefSeq names its product protein DETOXIFICATION 40-like. Gene Ontology annotation, biological process: xenobiotic detoxification by transmembrane export across the plasma membrane. Gene Ontology annotation, cellular component: membrane. The record is from RefSeq and is a predicted model, not a curated record. NCBI's taxonomy places the organism in Eukaryota, Viridiplantae, Streptophyta, Magnoliopsida, Malvales, Malvaceae. Gene Ontology annotation, molecular function: xenobiotic transmembrane transporter activity; antiporter activity.
ACAGUAUACUAUAAUCAUCAUUAGUUGAUUCAGCCAUAAAAAGAAAGAAUCCCGAGAAUAGGAGAUAGAAUAACACAAGUAUUCCUGACAUGGCCACCGGCAUCAAGCAUCAUUUUAUUGCAAACAAGACCCUGUAAGAAUACAAAGAAAAAAUGGGAAAAAAAGUCCCAUUCCUUAUAUUUUCGUUUCUUUAGGGCCAAUCAAUAUCCUCCAAAUUAGUAUCACCAUAGCUAGAACUUGUUGGUAAAGAAAAUCAUGGAUUGUCAAGAGGAGCUGGAUCAGCCAAUCCUGAACUCCAUGGGUGGUCAGCUGCCACCAACUCACGAGUCAUCAGAAGCCAGUCGUGACCAUGUCCAUGAGGUGGACUCUAGACUUGAGAAAGUUUUGUCAGGAACCGAGCUGUCAUUUUGCAGGCGUCUCCGAUUGGCCUUAAGGAUUGAACUGAGUCUCCUCUUCCGCCUGGCAGCACCGGCGGUUUUUGUUUAUAUGAUCAACAAUUUCAUGUCCUUAUCCACUCGUGUCUUUUGUGGUCAUCUAGGCAAUCUUGAGUUGGCCGCAGCCUCACUUGGCAACAGCGGCAUCCAACUCCUUGCCUAUGGCCUCAUGCUAGGAAUGGGAAGUGCUGUAGAAACUCUAUGCGGACAAGCUUAUGGGGCCCUUAGAUAUGACAUGUUAGGGGUAUAUCUUCAAAGAUCAACCAUUGUCCUUACUCUAACAGGGAUUCCACUGACGGUGGUGUAUGUCUUGUCCAAGCCAAUCUUGAUCUUACUAGGCGAAUCGACCGAGGUUGCAUCGGCGGCUGCUGUUUUCGUCUAUGGUUUGAUCCCACAAAUAUUUGCUUACGCUAUGAACUUCCCCAUACAAAAAUUCCUCCAAUCUCAAAGCAUUGUAACUCCAAGUGCGUACAUAUCAGCUGCCACGCUUGUGGUGCACCUUCUGCUAAGUUGGCUAGCAGUGUACAAGCUGGGUUUGGGGUUGAUAGGUGCUUCUCUGGUGCUCAGUCUGUCAUGGUGGAUUAUAGUGGUGGCCCAGAUUGUGUACAUCUUAAUGAGUGAAAAGUGUAAGCUUACAUGGGCUGGGCUGAGUUUGCAGGCCUUUUCUGGGUUAUGGGACUUCUUGAAAUUGUCAGCUGCUUCGGCCGUGAUGCUGUGCUUGGAGACGUGGUACUUUCAGAUACUGGUCUUGAUUGCUGGUUUGCUGGAGAAUCCUGAGCUUGCAUUGGACUCUCUUUCUAUCUGCAUGGCUAUAUCUGGGUUGUUGUUCAUGGUUUCAGUCGGGUUCAACGCAGCUGCAAGUGUUAGGGUCAGCAAUGAGCUGGGAGCCGGGCAUCCCAAGUCGGCGGCAUUCUCGGUUGCCGUAGUGACUUUGGUUUCCUUCGUCAUUUCUGUAGUGGAAGCUGUUGUUAUUUUAUCUCUACGGGAUGUAAUAAGCUAUGCAUUUACGGAGGGUGAGACCGUGGCAAAAGCAGUGUCGGAGCUUUGUCCGCUUUUAGCUGUAACUCUUAUUCUUAAUGGGGUUCAACCUGUCUUAUCUGGGGUGGCUGUUGGAUGUGGAUGGCAAGCAUUUGUAGCUUAUGUGAACGUGGGAUGCUACUACGUGGUUGGGAUUCCAUUGGGCUGUGUUCUUGGUUUUAAGUUUAACCUUGGUGCAAAGGGAAUAUGGUCCGGGAUGAUAGGAGGAACAGCGAUGCAGAGCAUCAUUUUGUUGUGGGUGACAUUUAGAACAGAUUGGAACAAAGAGGUGGAGAAAGCAAGGAAGCGGCUGGACAGAUGGGAAGACAAGAAGGAGCCUCUUCUUAGUUAAGAACUAAUUAUCGAAGAGAUUAUUAAGCUUGCCUACAAUGCAUAAAAAAUGAAGAAAUAUUGGGUGAGAAAUUGAUUGACCCUAAGCUUAAUACUGCUACUACCAUGGCGUUUUGCUCUUGCUCUAAUAAAAUGGCUUGCUACAAGUUGUUCUGAUAGUUUUUCAUGGGCUAUAUAUAAGCUUUGAAAUAUUGUUGGCUUUGACUCUUGGUUCAGAAUCGAGGUUUGUUUGAUUGAUUUAUUCAAUGAAAUAAAAACUACAUAUGUUCCCAUUGUGCUCUAAUUUAU